Messenger RNA from Octodon degus (degu), 1383 nucleotides. It is a transcript of the gene Sod1, whose product is annotated as superoxide dismutase 1. The record is from RefSeq and is a predicted model, not a curated record. Gene Ontology annotation, cellular component: peroxisome; mitochondrion; nucleus. Gene Ontology annotation, molecular function: copper ion binding; superoxide dismutase activity. The transcript has 5 exons. Gene Ontology annotation, biological process: removal of superoxide radicals. Lineage: Eukaryota; Metazoa; Chordata; Mammalia; Rodentia; Octodontidae. The coding region runs from base 94 to 555 and encodes 153 amino acids.
CCGCGCAGGUCGGUUUGCUCCGGUGUGUCCUGCUGCGUCGCGUGUGUCCAGCGCAGUCCUCGGCCCCUGACCGGCCCGCGCGCCCCGCGAGUCAUGGCGACCAAGGCCGUGUGCGUGCUGAAGGGCGACGGCCCGGUGCAGGGCACCAUCCACUUCGAGCAGCAGGCAAACGGGCCAGUUGUGGUAAAGGGACGCAUUACAGGAUUGGUUGAAGGCCAGCACGGAUUCCAUGUCCAUCAGUUUGGCGAUAACACACAAGGCUGUACCAGUGCAGGCCCUCACUUUAACCCUCUAUCCAAAAAACACGGUGGGCCAAAGGAUGAAGAGAGGCACGUUGGAGACCUGGGCAAUGUGACUGCUGGCGCAGAUGGUGUGGCCCAUGUAUCCAUUGAGGAUUCUCUGAUCUCACUGUCCGGGGUGAAUUCCAUCAUUGGCCGCACGAUGGUGGUCCACGAGAAACCAGAUGACCUGGGCAAAGGUGGAAAUGAAGAAAGUACGAAGACAGGCAAUGCUGGAAGUCGUCUGGCAUGUGGCGUAAUUGGGAUUGCCCAGUGAACAUUCCCUGCUGUGUGGUCUGAGUCCUAGUAACUCAUGUCAUCCUGCUAGCUGUAGAAAUUCAACUUGAAAAGCAUUAAACGCUGUAAUCUUUAAAGUGUAAUUUGUGUGACUUUUUCUUAGUUGCUUAAAGUACUUCUGUAAUGACAACUGAUUUAUGUUCCCUUGGAAGAUUUGUAUGGUUUUAUAAAACUCGAUUAAAAUGUGUUUCAAUUUCUGUAUGUUGCCAGACUUGAUCAUAUGUAGAUAUUAAGUUUACCAUCUGAUAUUCAAUGCUUGCUCAAGCCUGUGAAUAAAUACCCUAUGUGGCACUUUGAGCCUUUAAAAGUUGAGAAUAGGUGUUAAUUACUUGAUAUCCCACAGUAUCUACACCAAAACUGUCAAUGAGCUUUCACACUCACAUAACUUGAACCAUUUCUUAACGGUAUUUUCAAAGUGUCUUUAAGUUAAGCCAUCAAAAUGCAUAUACAUUUAGCAGCUUGUCUAUUAGCUAUGGCAACCUAAACUUUGAUCUUGGACAAAUAGGUUGUCCUCUGUCACCUUCAGGGAAACUUGAUUCAUAAAAUAUUUAUUAUAAAAGAAGAUGGUACAGUUUAAGCACUUUUGGGUAACUUACAAACUUGUAAAAGUCAUGCUUUGUUAGCUAAGAGUAAUUUAUCUGCUUGCUGCAGUUUUUCAAGGUGGAUUUUGAUAUACUCUGGAAGAGAAAAAUCAGGAUGUUUCAUUGUGGGUCUGGCCAUUGAAAUAUAAGAAGUUAUACACCCAAUUAGUGAAACUGUAUAUACAUUCAGACAAGAAUACUUUUAAAUUAAAUAUGAAUCUAAUUCA